Molecule: messenger RNA, 1416 nt
Organism: Plasmodium berghei ANKA
Lineage: Eukaryota; Apicomplexa; Aconoidasida; Haemosporida; Plasmodiidae
Product: plasmepsin VII
Exons: 8
Coding region: 1-1416 (471 amino acids)
Biological process (GO): proteolysis
Molecular function (GO): aspartic-type endopeptidase activity
Source: RefSeq, a predicted model, not a curated record
AUGAAAAGUGUAUAUCACCAUUUUGCCAUUAUAUUUUUUCUGAAAUUGUUUUUAUGCAAUUGCAUAUUAUCUAUACCCAAAAAAACUCUUGGUAAAGGUUUAUUUUCUUUAGGGUUAAACGAAUUUAAAAAUAAUGUAGACAAUAAUUCUUUAAAUAUAUUAGGAGAAUUAAAAAAUUCAAAGCCUUUUAUAAAUAAAUCUUUUAUACAAAUAAAUGAAAAAAAAGACAAUGUUUUGUUAUUAAAAUUGUAUAAACAAAACAUAGCUUCUGAUAAACUGUCUACUUAUUAUGGUAAGAUAGCAAUAGGUGAAAAUUCAGAAAACAUAUUUAAUGUUUUAUUUGAUACAGGUUCAACUGAAUUUUGGGUACCUUUUAAAACUUGUAAAUUUACAAAAAAUAAUAUCCAUAAUAAAUAUGAACGUACCCAAUCGUUUAAAUAUAAAUAUGACGAUAAAGGGUUGCCAAGUGUAUUGGAGAUAAAUUACCUCAGUGGAAAGUUAGUAGGAUUUGACGGCUACGAUACGGUUUACCUAGGCCCGGGCUUUGCCAUCCCCCAUACGAAUAUAGCAUUUGCCACAAGCAUAGAUAUACCCGUUUUGGAAAAAUUCAAAUGGGACGGGAUAAUAGGGCUUGGAUUCGAAAAUGAAGAUUCUCAAAAGCGCGGAAUAAAACCAUUUUUAGAUCAUUUAAAAGAUGAAAAAAUUUUAACAGAGAAAAAUUACAAGAACAUAUUUGGUUAUUAUAUAACUAACACAGGAGGGUAUAUAACACUAGGUGGAAUAGAUAAUCGUUUUAAAAGAAGUCCUGAUGAAAAAAUUAUUUGGAGCCCAGUUUCAACAGAGAUGGGGUUUUGGACAAUUGAUAUUUUAGGAAUACGAAAGGAAAAACAACCAUAUAUGAAUGAAAGAAGAGAUGAUGAAGUGAUUGUAAAAUAUGAAGGAUUUCAUGAUGGAAGUAAUAAAUCAAUAGUUGAUACUGGAACCUUUUUAAUAUAUGCACCUAAAAAAACAAUAGAAAAUUAUUUAAAUGAUCUGACAAUAAAUUCUUGUGAAGAUAAACAAAAAUUACCAUAUAUAAUUUUUCAAAUAAAAUCCAAAGAAAUUGAAUCAAUAAAAGGAUUAUCUGUUAUUGAAUUAGUUUUAUCUCCUAAUGAUUAUGUCAUAGAAUAUAUAGAUGAAGUGAAUUCAACAAAAGAAUGUAUCAUAGGUAUACAAUCCGAUGAAGACAAUAUAAAUGGAUGGACGCUAGGACAAGUUUUUUUAAAAUCCUAUUACACUAUUUUUGAUAAAGAUAAUUUACAGAUUGGUUUUGUUCGAAAUAAGCAAACCAUAAAUGAUGAAACAUAUUUAAAUGAAUCAUUUCUAAGGGUUAGUAAAAAAAGAAAUAAAAAAAAGAGUUAUAAUGGGCCACUAUAA